Messenger RNA from Hippocampus comes (tiger tail seahorse), 3263 nucleotides. It is a transcript of the gene uimc1, whose product is annotated as ubiquitin interaction motif containing 1. Gene Ontology annotation, biological process: positive regulation of DNA repair; double-strand break repair. The coding region runs from base 327 to 2999 and encodes 890 amino acids. Gene Ontology annotation, molecular function: K63-linked polyubiquitin modification-dependent protein binding; histone binding. The record is from RefSeq and is a predicted model, not a curated record. Gene Ontology annotation, cellular component: BRCA1-A complex. Lineage: Eukaryota; Metazoa; Chordata; Actinopteri; Syngnathiformes; Syngnathidae. The transcript has 21 exons.
CUGGGAUUUCACCUUCGCCAGAUUGACGAAGGAACACUACAUAUGGUCGCUAAUUUACCGUUUGGAAACACUGAACAUCCACGGCUGCACAGCCCAAAAACAAAACCUGGGCACUGAAAGUUGUUCUUUCCGUUACAGCCUCUGAAGGUAUCGUCAAUGACGCCAGUUACGUAGCCGUUACGUCACCACGCAGACCGAAACAAACAUGGCGCCGCGAAAGUGAGGGGAAACGACAAUCGGAACAUUUAUGAUACAUAACAAUGAAAACAUUGACCACGACUGUUAUGGGAAUGCUUCCAUAGUUUUUAGUGGAAACCUUGAGAAGAAUGGUGCGGCCGAGCAAGAUGCCGCAGAAGAAGCAAAGCAACAGGGACAGACCCCCUGAAAGCCAGUCGUUGGACCAAGACUCACAGGAGGAUGACGCUGUCACCGAUGACGAGCAACAGGAUGAGUGCUCCACCUCACUUCUGCCGCCGUCCUUGUCAGAUAGAGAAAAGCGGUGGCGAGAGAGGAAAUGUAAAGCCAGGUGUAAAGUUUCUACCUCAGAGAUGACAGAAGAGGAGAUGAUGGCCAUGGCCCUGCAUCUGAGCGCGCAGGAAGCCAACGUCGGCGCACAGCAGGAGGACGCUGCUCUGAUGAAAGCCAUCAAAGAGAGUAUGUUCAGCCAGAGACGAGAGCUCUCUCAGAGUCAGAGCUUGCUGACCGAAGCAGACACCACCUUCUCUCAACGCGGUCGCUCAUACCCGAACGGCAUGGCGGAGUUACGCAACAAUCUGACAGCAUCGGAGAGCGUCUGCACGAGCCUGGCCAGAGAGGUGGACGGGAACGGUGGAACCCAGCGAGGUCAAAUGUGGAAAAGGAAGGAGAGUCCUGUGGCGGGCUUGUCGCAAAGCCCCGACAUCUGCACUCAGGCAUUGGCCAGUAGCUCCGAGUCAGCGCUUGAAUUUUUGGACUCGCCACAGAGCUGCGAUUCCACACACAUCGACGACCGGCCGCUCCCUAAAUCCCCCGUCUUCGCCGUGAGCGGUCGCAAAACCCAAGUGACGUCCCCCCAGCUGAGCCAAAAAACGCCGGAGAGCUACAAGACCCCCGGCUACGCGCUUUGUUCGCAGCUCUUGGCCGAGAGCGCGCCUUCACCGGCACGCCGCAAAAGUCCCCUCCUCUCCGAGUCGGACACGGGAGACGAAUGCGCCAAGUAUCUCAAAAGCCCGGCGUUUGGAGAUGAAUCUCGAUGCGACGGUUUUCUGGACGGCAAAGCAAGCAGCCCGGACGGACCAAACUCGGAGUUCAUCUUCUCUUCUCAGGAGAGCUCAAGCCCGCCUGCGAUGCCUUCUUCCUGCCCCCCCAUGAGCCCGGUAUUCCCAAGGAGCCCGGCACCAUCCAAGAAACUUGCUUCCUCGGAGAACUCGACACUGUCAAAAAGUAGUCUCGUCUUAUCGGGGACAGAUGGGAAGCACGCCCAAGAUGCCCAAUCGACCAGCGUGGACCGGCACCCGUUUCUCGGUGUUGCAGACGACUCAUCUGAAACGGAGCUGACGAGCGACACGACGCUUCGCUGGUCCGACGAAGACGCCGAUCAGACGCUGGUGAGCUCACCCAGUCCAGUCUACCCGGACGAAAAGCGCUUUGAACAGGCCGAAGCACAGGCAGCCCAUUUGAACCAGGUGACCGAAGCGGCUCUGGAGACAAACAGCUCGAGCUGCAGUGUGAACACCCAGCAGUCUGUCCCCACCCCAUCUUCGGUUCACUACUACUGGGGGGUCCCCUUCUGUCCACGUGGUCUGGAUGCAGACACGUACACACAGGUGAUCGUGGCCCAGAUGGAGUUGUACGAGAAGAGUCUGAAGGAGGCUCAGAGGUGUCUGUUGAGGAAGGCCGAGUGGGGGGACGCCAUCGUGCCACAAUUGGAGAAAUCCCCAUUAUCUGACUCUUCCCACGCAAAACUUCCCCGGAGGCGUGGCCUCAGACGCAAAGACGCAAAGCUUAGCGAUCAGGAGGAAGACAACCUUCUGUUGGAGACGGAGGCGGAGGAAGAGGAGGACGAGGAAAAGAAGAAAGAGGAGGAUCAGAAGGAGCAAGAGGAGAUGGCGGAAGAGACUGCUCAGACAGACAUUGACGUCUGUGUCAUGUGUCCGGGUACUUCACGCACGGCUUUAAGGAUGAAUUUAUGCUCCCGUGUUUCAAAGACCCAAAUGAGUGAGGACGAUCGCAUGGAUCUAUCGAAGGCCAGGAGUCCGGAGUUUCCUGAACCUGCGGCAAGAGAUGACGAUCAAGUGGCGGAAGAGGAGAAGUCGGUGGACGUCUCGGCUAACGGAGAGGCUCAGACAACCCCCCUCGCCGCCAGCGACGUGGGGAGAAACCCCGCCCCGACGAAUGAGGAGGAAGAGAGCGAGCUCGGAAGGUCGCGUUCGCCUGAGCCGGAGCCCGCCGGCUUCGAAGCUGCCGUGGAGUGUCCCAUUUGCCAGGGAACUUUCCCCGCCGGCAGAAUCGAGAGGCAUGCGGCCUACUGCAACGGCGAGGUGGAGACCUCGGCCAUGGACGACCUCAGGCUUGCGGAUGAACGUUCACAAGCAGUGUUCUUGAAGCCAAAAAGGAAGCGAAAAAGGUGGGCAGCAGAGGAAGAGGGCGACGCCGCCUCCUCUGACACAAUCCAGGAGAAAUGUUACAUCUGCCAAAAGGUUGUGGCCCUCUGCGACUACAGCGAGCACACCGAUCUCUGCAUCCAGCGGCGGGCGGCCAAAACACCCGGGAAAGGGAAUCUGUUGGCGGCUCUGGAGCAUGUAGAGAGCAGGCAUGCAGGAGCCGGGCCGUCCAGGUGCAGACUCCAGCAAGGCGACGUCAUCGAUCUGAGGGACGACAAUGAAAAAGCGGGCGUUUCCAUGCUGGCGGUCAGCAACUCGCCCAUUAAGUCGUUCACGCCCAUCUCGGAGGCCACCGACUGUCUCGUCGACUUCAGGCGCCAGCAGCGGCCGAAGAAACCAAGCCACAAACGAAGGUGAAGAGGAGGGGCUCGGGGCGCGGGGGCGGUGCCCAGUAAGCCUUGAUGAAGACCGAGCGGGCCAACAUCAGCACGGCGGCCUUGAGACUCCCAAGUCUCCGACCAAGAAUUUAUGCAACGCGCUUGAAUGUGAACCAGUGCAGAGGAGGCCUAGUUGUGCUUGUUAAUGCUCAUCAUGAGGCUUUCGGAUUCCCCCUCAGCUGUACUGCACUGAAGCAAACACCCCCCGACCCCCUUUUUAUUUUUAUUUUGGGUGCAUUGGAAC